Molecule: messenger RNA, 1029 nt
Organism: Puma concolor (puma)
Lineage: Eukaryota; Metazoa; Chordata; Mammalia; Carnivora; Felidae
Source: RefSeq, a predicted model, not a curated record
AUGGCUGCUUUUGGACACACAUUCCCCUUCUAUACUGGCCUCAAGCCAAUCUUCCCAAUGGACACCACCUUGGCCGUCAUCAUUGCCAUCUUUCUGACUGCACUGGUCACCUUCAUCAUCAUCCUGCCUGGCAUUCGGGGCAAGAUGAGGGUGUUCUGGCUGCUGCGGGUGGUGACCAGCUUAUUCAUCGGGGCCGUGAUCCUAGCUGUGAAUUUCAGUUCUGAGUGGUUCGUGGGCCAGGUCAGCACCAACACAUCAUACAAGGCCUUCAGUUCCAAAUGGAUCAGUGCUGACAUUGGGCUGCAGGUUGGGCUGGGAGGAGUCAACAUUACACUUACAGGGAUCCCAGUGCAGCAGUUGAAUGAGACCAUCAAUUACAAUGAGGAAUUCACAUGGCGCCUGGGUGAAAACUAUGCUGAGGAAUAUGCAAAGGCACUGGAGAAGGGGCUGCCGGACCCUGUGCUCUACCUGGCUGAGAAGUUCACCCCGAACAGCCCAUGUGGACUGCAUGGCAAGUACCGCCUGGCAGGACACUACACCUCAGCCACACUCUGGGUGGCAUUCCUCUGCUGGCUGCUGGCCAAUGUGAUGCUGUCCAUGCCCGUGCUGGUCUACGGUGGCCACAUGCUGCUAGCCACAGGCAUCUUCCAGCUGUUGGGACUGCUCUUCUUCUCCACGGCCACAUCACUCACACCACCCUGUCCCCUGCGCCUGGGCACUGCUACGCUGCACACUCACCACGGGCCUGCCUUCUGGAUCACAUUGACCACAGGACUGCUUUGUGUGCUGCUGGGCCUGGCCAUGGCAGUGGCCCACAGGAUGCAUCCCCAAAGGCUGAAGGCUUUCUUCACCCAGAGUUCAGGAGAGGAUCCUGCGCUGGAAUGGAAUCCUGAAGAAGGGGGACUCCUGAGUCCUCGCUACCGGUCCAUAGCUGAGAGUCCUGAGCCCCAGGACAUUCCCCUGUCAGAGGCUUCCUCUGAGGCAUGCUGUAAGAAGGAGCAUCCCAGAGAGCCUGACUGUACCCUAUAA